AUAUUGCUUGUUCACAGAGUGGCCUGGUAUAAGAAAAAAAAAACUUUUUAGCUUGUUGAUCCCUUAGCAGGCAAGAGUAUCAGAGACACACCAAAAAAGUGACUUGUGAAUUGAGCCCAAAAUGAGAGUUCUCAACGUCUUCGGCUUCAUCUUGUUUUCCUUGAAUUGUGCCCAAUGUCAAGAAUGUCUUCAAAAGGACAUUACAUUUGAAAACAAAGAACCAGUUUUGAAAGCUUCAUACAAUGAUGGUGAAACAGUGAAAGUGAACUGCAUGACAGGUUAUACUGGCAUGUAUAAAUUAAAGUGUGAACAAGGAGAAUGGAAGACAGUCGUAGAGCGACCAUGUGCAAAGAAAAAAUGUAGUCAUCCAGGGGACACAGCAAAUGGUGAUUUUAAACUUAAAGAGGGGUCGGAGUUUGUUUUUGGAGCAACAGUGUUGUAUACUUGCAAGAAAGGGUUUGAAAUGACAAGCAGAAUCAAUCUGCGUACCUGCAGAGCUAAAGGAUGGGAUAAUACUCUCCCUGUCUGUGAGGCUGUGAAAUGUCCAGCCAUUCACACAGAUGGAGGUGUGACUGCAUCGGGCAACACAGACAUGGGAAGUUAUGGUGAUGUUAUUCACUUUGAGUGUGUAUCUUCUGACAAAAAGAUAGAUGGAAGUAGUGAAAUUCACUGCAAAGAGACGGGCGAAUGGAGUGACACUGUUCCAACGUGCAAAGAGAUAACAUGCAAAGCACCUGUUAUACUAAAUGGUCAUGUUGAAGAGAAAACGAAAGAAUACCAGAAAGAUGCCAUAUUAAAAUAUGGAUGUUCUGAAGGGUUCAAGAUAAGAGAGGGAAUUCCCAGAUGCUCUAAAUUUGGCUGGACUCUGAAGCCAGAAUGUGAUGAGGUAACUUGUGAGCUUAAGCCAACCACAUUUGGAGUUAAAAACAUCACACCAGAGGGUAAAACUGUGUUCAGAGCUGGAGAAAGAGUGGAGAUUACCUGUGCUGAAAAAUACUGGAUUUUUUUUACAAAAGAAAUCACCAAAUCAUUUAAAUGCCAAGAUGAUGGGAAGUGGGAUUAUAAGCCAGCUUGUCAGGAUAUUAGAUGUGAAGUUCCAUAUGACCAGCAUGUGUUUAGCCCACGCUAUUACUUCAGUGGAGAUAUGAAAUUUGGAGCAAAACAUGAUUACGCUUGCAUGUCUGGUUAUGAUCAAAUGGCAGCAGAGGCCACAUGCACACGAGACGGAUGGACACCAAAACCCCUGUGUGUUGUAAAAACGUGUGCAGCACCAGACAUCGCAAAUGCAAAGAUUGUUGGAAAACAGAGAUCAAAAUACAACAUCAAUUCAAGAAUACAAUAUAAGUGUGAUCCUGGGUUUAACCCAGAGCAGCCUGUACACAUCACCUGUAAUGCCCAGACUGAAUGGACAGGCAUACUGCAAUGCACUGAAAACUGUGGGCCACCACCAAAUGUCGACUUUGCAGAUACAACAGAAAUGUCAAAAAAUGAAUACAAUUCAGGGGAUAAAGUUGAAUACAGCUGCUUUGAUAAAUACACACUGGAUCAACAACACCCCUACUCCAAAUACCUGACCUGUGAACAAGGGCAAUGGGCAGGGCAUAUUAGGUGUUUAAAGCCCUGUUCAGUGACGGUGAAGGAAAUGAAUAAAAGAGGUAUACAGCUGAAAUGGGGUAAACAGAGAGAUAUGCUGUCACCACAUAAGGAUAAAAUCAAGUUUGUAUGUCAGAGAGGAAAAUAUCUAAUAGUCAAUGAACUAAGACAAACAUGUAUUGAUGGAGUGAUGGAUUUGCCUGAGUGUGUGUAAGCACAAGGAGAAUAAAAUAUCACUGAUGUAUCACCUGUACUAAUAAGGCUUUCCCCCCCCCCCAAAUCUGUUUAUCUGUUUUAGAAUUUUUGCAAUUAGAACUUAAUAAAUGAUAAAAGCAAAGUUUAAAUUGCAUGCAUGAAGACAAUGUUAACUUUUUUAAAUGCCAGCUAAAUGCAAAAAGCCUGUAAGACAGAGAGAAAGAGAAAGUUGCAAAUAGUUAUCAUUUUUUCUAUUACGCUGUCAUGAUUCCUGUCUUGUGUGGACUUGUGUUAUUUCCUCUGUGCCAUGUUUUGUUGUCUUUUAUAGUUUUCUUGUUGAUUAGCUCCCGAUUCCCAGGUGUGUCUGGUUUGCCAAUAUAUCUAUACCCCAAUGUUUCUCAUCUUCUUUGUCUGGUGUUGUCCUUCUAUGGAUGUUAUGUGUGCACUUGCCAGUUUUGUUUGCCUUCUUUGCACACGUCUGCAUUUAUCAGUUUUGCCUGGAUUUACUUUUGUUAUGUUUGUUUGAAUAAAUGUUUGCUGCAGCUGGA
This is a messenger RNA of Pimephales promelas (fathead minnow), 2336 nucleotides long. Its product is annotated as complement factor H. NCBI's taxonomy places the organism in Eukaryota, Metazoa, Chordata, Actinopteri, Cypriniformes, Leuciscidae. The record is from RefSeq and is a predicted model, not a curated record.